This is a messenger RNA of Exophiala xenobiotica, 1344 nucleotides long. RefSeq lists its product as uncharacterized. The transcript is spliced from 3 exons. Lineage: Eukaryota; Fungi; Ascomycota; Eurotiomycetes; Chaetothyriales; Herpotrichiellaceae. The record is from RefSeq and is a predicted model, not a curated record. Gene Ontology annotation, cellular component: cytoplasm; nucleus. The coding region runs from base 1 to 1344 and encodes 447 amino acids. Gene Ontology annotation, molecular function: phosphatase activity. Gene Ontology annotation, biological process: DNA damage response.
AUGUCUCUAGAAGUUCUACCAGUAUGGACUUCCGAACCUGGGUCAAUGGCCAACGAAACGGCUAUCAUGAGAUGGCCCAGAAUUGUCCAAGAUAUUGUGAAGGAUGUCACAGAGACGUGUAGUCAACUUUCUUCUCAAGAUGAGAAAAGUGAAGGCCAGAUGAUCUGCCGAGACCUUGAGUUAUUGCACAAGGAGAUCACCACCAAUGAGAGGCUGAGUCUCCUACCACAAGACGAAAGGCUCUCCGAUGUCGAAGAUUGGAACGCUCAGCUGGGGGAAAUAAAAGGUUGCUCUUGGUUGGCGGCGCCGUGGCUGUUCACGGAGUGUUAUCUGUACAAGCGUGUGCAAGCGAUUUUCGUCCUAACAGACACGCACAUCUGGCGAUCUUACGACUAUUUCAAACGUCAAAAGGACUCGACAUUUGCGCGGUCUAGUGCGGCUGUAGAAGAACUAGCCGCCCGAUUCCUCAACAUGGUCAAGGAGAAGGAUGCAUUUACAGCUGAGACUAACGCCGAUGCCCAGAGACUGCUGUUCACUGAGAUGGUGGAGAUCGCCCUCUGGGGAAACGCCACAGAUUUGUCCAUGUUGGGUCCUCUCAGCGUUGAGGAUUUGCAAAGUCUUCAGGGAAGAGAAAGCAUAGCCAAGAGCCGCCGCAAUAUUGUUGACGAUGAUUUGGACGAUGUGUGGCGUUUCCUGUCUAGACAUCCGCGAGCGAAUAUUGACAUCGUUCUUGACAAUGCUGGUUUCGAGUUCUUUACAGAUAUGCUGCUUGCAACUUAUCUGCUCGAAAUGAAGAUCGCAUCGUCAAUCAGAAUGCAUGUCAAGGACUUCCCUUGGUUCGUCAGCGACGUCAUUCCAUCCGAUAUACCCUCGUUGUUCUCGCAUUUGAAGUCAACAGAAAUCUUCCCGCGUCAUCGCCAGGAGAUCGAUCAAUUGGUCACCCGUAUGGAAAAUCAACUGUCCAGUGGUGCAAUUCAAGUGCAACAGCAUCCAUUCUGGACCACAGGUCACACAUACCACGAUAUGUCGUCUCAUGCCAAAGACUUGUUCGAAGAUCUCAAGGGCAGGGACCUUGUUAUUACCAAGGGUGAUUUGAAUUAUCGGAAGUUAACGAGGGAUGGUUUAUGGCCUCACACCACACCCUUCGAAAAUGCCAUUGGACCGAUGGGAAGAGGUAGCGGCAUCAAUAUCAUGGCACUGCGAACGAACAAAGCAGACGUCGUUGUUGGCAUUGAGACCGAGGAAAAGGUGGCAGAGUUGCACAAAGAAGCGCCGAAUUGUGCAUGGACUCGGAAUGGAAGAUAUGCUGUGAUUUCGUUCAACGAGGGUCGGUUACCGAAUUAG